Molecule: messenger RNA, 418 nt
Organism: Hibiscus syriacus
Lineage: Eukaryota; Viridiplantae; Streptophyta; Magnoliopsida; Malvales; Malvaceae
Product: calcium-binding protein KRP1-like
Exons: 1
Coding region: 45-383 (112 amino acids)
Molecular function (GO): calcium ion binding
Source: RefSeq, a predicted model, not a curated record
UCAUUCCAAAAUCAUACAAACAAGGUUUGUUUUGUACGUGUUCGAUGGCGUCUCGAAACGGUGUCGUGUUCGAAGAUUUCUUCCCGGCCAUGGUUGAGAAAUUGGGUGCCGAAGGUUUCAUGAAGGAGCUGUGCAAUGGGUUCCGUUUGCUUGUGGAUGGGGACAAAGGGGUGAUCACUUUCGAGAGCUUGAAGAAGAACUCGGCAUUGCUUGGGUUGCAAGAUAUGAGCGACGAAGAGGCCAUGUGCAUGUUGAGAGAAGGUGAUUUGGAUGGGGAUGGGGCUUUGAAUGAGAUGGAGUUUUGUACACUCAUGUUUAGGUUGAGUCCUGAGUUGAUGAACAGUUCCAUGAAAUUAUUGGUUGAAGCUAUUGUCAAUUUCUAGACCCUUCGUUAAACCAGUUAUCAAUCUCAUUUAUA